Aspergillus tanneri is the source of this 2715-nucleotide messenger RNA. Its product is annotated as Zn(II)2Cys6 transcription factor. The transcript is spliced from 2 exons. Gene Ontology annotation, cellular component: nucleus. NCBI's taxonomy places the organism in Eukaryota, Fungi, Ascomycota, Eurotiomycetes, Eurotiales, Aspergillaceae. The record is from RefSeq and is a predicted model, not a curated record. Gene Ontology annotation, molecular function: DNA-binding transcription factor activity, RNA polymerase II-specific; zinc ion binding; DNA binding. Bases 1 to 2715 code for a protein of 904 amino acids. Gene Ontology annotation, biological process: DNA-templated transcription; regulation of DNA-templated transcription.
AUGAAAUUUACCAGCACACUGAUGGAUCCUGCCUCCACAUCAUCGGCAACGUCGACGCCCACCUCCGCUGCCACCUCACCUGUCUCCUCCAGUCUACGCCGGAGUUGCAUAUUCUGUCGCGCCCGCAAGAUUCGCUGUUCCGGCGGUCACAUCUGCAGUGCCUGUCGAGAGCGCAAUAUUAACUGCGUCUAUGGCCCCGAGGCGCGUAAAGGCCGACCGCGGCGGAAGCAGCCUAGCGCAGAUCGCCCGCUUCGAGUUCCGCCGCCAAGGACAAGCGAUGUCGACUCGUCUCCGGCGCCUCUCCGGCGGAAUCAGAGUCCCCACGAACGAGGAGGAUCCCCAGGAUCCCAACACACCUUGGGCCAGGAUUUGGAGCAGAUGUUCAAUGAAUACUUCAUCCACCGCUCUGGAUCGCGCUCGAACCUUUUCCAGAACUCCAUUGCGUCGUUCCAGCGGGAGAUGGACCGGCCGUCUUCUACCCGUGCUUCCGCGGAAUGCCCUCGACGGUUGACAUACGAUGGGCUCCUCUCCUUCCUAGCCCACGACAUGGUUGAAAUGCUGCUCCGCUUCAGCAACCUAGGCUGUGAACAGCCACAGGGGACAAAUCGACACUUCUAUAUCACCAGCCUAGCUGCCGACACCACCCAGACCAUGUUUGACCCACCCCAGCCCAUGAAGAAACCCUUGUCGACGCUGGGGAAGUACCGCUUGCUCCAGAUGGUGGAUCUGUGGUUCUCUAUGCACCCGCUCUCGCCCCUGAUCUCCAAGACUCUACUCAUUAGUGAGAUCAAGGAUGAGACGGUGGAUCCGGCACUCCUCGCAAUCAUGCUGGCAGAUGCCUGCCAGGUGCACCACGGCGGAGCGAAUGGCCAGGCUGCAAUGGAUCAAGAAGAUCCCCAGAUUCUAGCCCAGUUCGCCGCAAACCAAUUACGGCAGCGGGUCCUAUCGCUGACAGACCCAGACCCCUUGUCCACAGCACAGGCGUUGAUCUUCAUGGGGUGGAGGGAGCUGUGCCAGGGCAACGCUCGGCGAGGAACCUGCUAUGUGGGCUAUACGUGUCGCAUUGUGUCCCGGCUGCAUAAAAUGUGGGCGGAAGGGAACCAGAUGGAGGUGGAUGGGAUCAAAUUGAAUGGCAUUAAUAUCACCAAGGUGAAAAAAGAGAUCCUGCAGAACAUCUACUGGCUGUGCCUGUCGACCACUACGUGGUCCUUUAUGCAGAUCCAACAGCCCUUUUCGCUUUUGUUGCCAGAUGAGAUCCCUGACUUUCCCAGUAUGGACGAAUCUUCGUCGCCCAUCCUCCGUCUCGAUCAGGCAUCUGAUAAUAUCUCCACUCUGCAGGCGCAGAUUCGGACAAUGCAAUGGCUGUGGCCCCUCAGUCACAUUACCAGCACGGUUGCGCACGUGUAUACUCUGUUCCUCAAUGCCACGAGGGAUGAUGAGACCCCUCGCUGCGAGAUCGCUCCCUGGCAGACCCAGCACAUCCACGAGCUGCAACAGCUGCCGCAGGCGUGCUUUGACCCAUCAGUGCUCUCCCGACAUAUCAGGCGCAUUCUUCUACAGGCGAUUCAGGCCGUGGAGCGAGAGGUCACAAACGUAGCCUCGCAGUCAUUCCUCCUCGCCGCUUAUCACACAAUUGUUAUCCAUAUGCUCUUUUCCCAACCCAAGAGGUCUACGGACACAGUCUUGCUCACUUCGUCCACAAUUCGUACCUUUGCCCAAUCAGCGUCGGCGCUGCUGACCAUCGCACGGCGCUCCCCUCCCCAACCCACGAGCCCGGUGCCGCUACCAAGGGUGAUGGGGCAUGGCAGCACGGAUGGGGUGCGCACACUCGCCCUUGGUCUGGAUACUUGCAGCCGUGCACUGGUGCAAAUCCACUCGCAGUCCGACCGGUGGCGGAGAGACAGCGAUGAGCCCACGGCGAUGCUUCACGCGCAGCUGGCGGAAUAUGUCCAGGCGAUGCACCAAGUGUGCAAAGCCGAUUCCCUUAUGCAGCGUGGGUCGGUCAUCCGACCAGUGAAAAAGCGCUUAAAGCAGCUCAAACACUCCUUUUCUUCACAGUGGUCUGCGACUCCUGUGGUGUCCACUCAUUCUUCACCAACGGAUCAGACCAGCGUUCAUCAUCCUUCUAGCUCACCCCGUGAGCCUUCUCGUCACCCGGUGCAUCUUGAUGCAGCAGCAGGCCUGCCGUUUUCGCACCUUGCGCCCAGCCCGUCACCGGCUCUAUCCGACCGCGCGCCCGAAUCCCUAGAUUCCUAUUUUUAUCUCGGGGAGCCGGAUCUCGGCUCGCUGCUCGCAUUGAGCGGAUUCGCCAAGCCCAGUUCGGGGGCGCGUCCGAGCGUCCCCCCGAGCCGCUCCAGCACGUCUGAAUGCAGCCUUCCCUCCCAUCCCUCAUCGCUUCCCCCCUCACACCAUCAAGGCGCAGAUAGCCUUCUCCUUGCAGCCCAGCUGUCCGUCCACGACAGGCACAAUGUGGGUGUAGACGCUUUGCCAGAACCGUAUGACGCAACCUUCGCUCCUCGAAGCCAUCCGAUCCAGCCGCGUCGCAGUCAAGGCUCACCCGAUCCGCCCGUGUCUACGACGUCCGAGGCUGACGUGGCCACGUUGCGGUAUGGGGGCGCUGUGGGAAUUGCUUCCCCAUGGGCGGUGCCACCAUCGUGGCUGGAUCCAUUCGGGAGUGCGGCUGGAGGUGAGACGGAGGGUUUGUUUCGGACAUGA